Molecule: messenger RNA, 2967 nt
Organism: Ochotona princeps (American pika)
Lineage: Eukaryota; Metazoa; Chordata; Mammalia; Lagomorpha; Ochotonidae
Gene: CKAP4
Product: cytoskeleton associated protein 4
Exons: 2
Coding region: 26-1813 (595 amino acids)
Cellular component (GO): rough endoplasmic reticulum
Source: RefSeq, a predicted model, not a curated record
CGGCCCCUGAUCCGCCGCCGCCGCCAUGCCCUCGGCCAAACAAAGGGGCUCCAAGGGCGGCCACGGCGCCGCCAACCCUUCGGAGAAGGGCGCCCACCCGUCGGGCGGCGCGGAUGACGUGGCGAAGAAGCCGCCGCCGGCGCCUCAGCAGCAGCAGCAGCAGCAGCCGUCGCCGCCCGCGCCGCAGCAGCACCCGCAGCAGCAUCCGCAGAACCAGGCGCACGGCAAGGGCGGCCACCGCGGCGGUCGGUCCUCCUCCUCCGCGGCCGCCGCUUCCGCCGCUUCGUCCUCGGCGUCCUGCUCUCGCCGGCUCGGCCGGGUGCUCAACUUUCUCUUCUACCUCGCUCUGGUGGCGGCGGCCGCCUUCUCGGGCUGGUGUGUCCAUCACGUCCUGGAGGAGGUUCAGCAGGUCCGGCGCAGCCACCAGGACUUCUCCCGGCAAAGGGAGGAGCUGGGCCAGGGCUUGCAGGGCGUCGAGCAGAAGGUGCAAUCUCUUCAAGCCACGUUUGGGACCUUUGAGUCCAUCCUGAGAAGCUCCCAGCACAAACAAGACCUCACAGAGAAAGCCGUGAAGCAGGGGGAGAGCGAGGUGAGCCGCAUCAGCGAGGUCCUGCAGAAGCUCCAGAACGAAAUCCUCAAGGACCUCUCGGAUGGCAUCCACGUGGUGAAGGAUGCCCGGGAGCGGGACUUCACGUCCCUGGAGAACACAGUGGAGGAGCGGCUCACCGAGCUCACAAAGUCCAUCAACGACAACAUCGCCCUCUUCACCGAGGUCCAGAAGCAGAGCCAGGAGGAAAUCAAUGGCGUGAAGGCCAAGGUUGCUUCUCUGGAAGAAUCCGAGGGGCACAGGCAGGACCUGAAGGCCAUGAGGGAAAUGGUGAAGGAAGUGCAGGCAUCCGCCAAGGCCAGAGAGAGGGACGUGGAGGCCCUGCGGAGCUCCCUGCAGGCCAUGGAGUCGGACGUCUACACGGAGGUGCGGGCACUGGUGAGCCUCAAGCAGGAGCAGCAGGCAUUCAAGGAGGCUGCCGACAAGGAGCGCCUGGCCCUGCAGGCCCUCACCGAGAAGCUGCUGCAGUCCGAGGAGUCGGUGGCCCACCUCCCCGAGGAGAUCCGGCGCCUGGAGGAGCAGCUGCACCAGCUCAAGGCCAGUGCAUACAGGUCCGAGGAGGAUGGCGCCUUCAGAAACCUGGACGCCUUGGACACGCUCCAGGAGAAGAGCCAGGGCCUGGACUCGAGGCUGCAGACCCUGGAGGAGGGGGUCCAUUCCAUGCAGGAGGCGUCUGAGCGCCACACUGAGCGCCUGGAGUCCCUGUUGUCACGGAGUGAGGAGCACGAGCAGCGCCUGGACGCGCUGCAGCAGCGUCUGGAAGGCGUGGGGUCCUCCUCGGGGGCAGACAGGGACGGCCUGGCCAGCACGGUGACGAGUCUUGGGGAGGCCCAGCUGGCGCUCUACAGCGACGUGGAGGAGCUGAAGAGGAGCAUGGGCGAGCUCCCCAGCACCGUGGAGUCGCUGCAAAAGGUGCAGGAGCAGGUGCACACCCUGCUUGGGCAGGACCGUGCCCAGGCUGCCCGGCCGCCCCCGCAGGACAUCCUGGACAGACUUGCUGCUCUAGAAAACCUGAAAUCCUCUGUGAGCCAAGUGGAGUCGGACUUGAAAAUGCUGAGGACUGCCGUGGACAGCUUGGUGGCGUACUCGGUCAAAAUCGAAACCAAUGAGAACAACCUCGAGUCAGCCAAGGGCUUGCUGGAUGACCUGAGGAGCGAUCUGGACCGCUUGUUUGUGAAGGUGGAGAAGAUCCAUGAGAAGAUCUAAGCAGCUCUGUGCAGGGCGCCAGCUCCGAGUUCAGUUUCUCAUGACCAAAAAACGUGUUGUUUUCUCCCCUGGGCCGUCCCCCUCCAUUUCCUGUCCCUGCUCAGAGAGCAGUAGGUGUCCCCUGAACACCACGCACUGCGUUCUUGUGCCCUGUUAAUUUAUUUGCAGUUAUUUCCACAUACGUGGUUUCUUGAGUUUUCUGCUUCUGGCUUUUGGUGGGUUUCCUGAAAGCCCAGACUCGUGCCUAGGAGCUGGCACUGAGCAGGUGGCAGACAAGUGCUAACAGCUCCAACUGAGGAGUAGCAGAAGCAGGUUAACUGCAACAUCCAAAAAAAAAAAAAAAGGCCUGAUUUCAAGCUAGAAACAAGGAGGGGAUACAGGGGCCUUUCCGUUUUAAUUGUCCUUAAGGAAAAUUCAUUUUAGCUUUUUUUAAUAUAUACGUUUGACUAGAGUUUUCAAGAGACGACCUCUCACUUGUCUUCCACUUUAAACUGCUUACAACUCAGAUGUCAUCCCUGGAGCGAGAGGCUGGAGCACCUCUGUCUUUUAAGACAUCUGGCUGCUUGAGGGCCGCCUGCAGCAGGGCACGGGCUGCCCAGCCUGUCCAGAACCACCUAGUGAUCUCCAAGGUAACUAUGCAAAGAAUCCUGGUGGUUCCGAACCAGAAAGCGCACUGCCCAGCAGGGUCCUCAGUGUCCCCCUCCCUUCUCCCCAGCCCCCUCCCCACCUCACCCCAUGCUCCCCAGGGGCACCAAAAGUAAAAGGGCUGUGCUUGAUGGAGGAAGCAGGUUAGGCCAGCUGUCCGCCUGGGGAGGGGCUGUCUCCUUGCGGAAUGUGGGCCGGAGCUUUUCAUUUGAACAUGGCGUCUGUGACAGGAUGUGCCGUCAGCGCGGGCCCAGCUGUCUGGAAGGCACAUGGUACGUGCUGCAAUUCAGUCACUCUUGGCUGUGUCUGUUUUCCUGGGAACUGUAUUGUUCUUUAAUGGCUGUCUUGCUCUUCAAAAACAAGCAAACAAACAAACAAACAAAAAAUUAAAAAAAAAAACAUGAAAAGGAAAAGGAGAAAAAAAAGUUUGUUUAGUUUACUGUGAAAUGAACUGUAUGGCUUAUUUACAGUAUUUUUAAUUCUUAAUAAACACUUGAGCUUUGUUAUGA